AUGUUUGGCAACUCCAAUACCUUGAAGCCUCGGUACGGUAACAAGUCCAAGGGGUUCUUGCCUCUUCCAGCGACUUUCAGUCGCUUCCAGAAGCAACUUCCUCAAAAAAACAUCAUGGUGGUGCUCCUCCUCAUACUAGCAUUCUAUGUUGUGAUUAGUCCACUCUUGGGUACUUUAUACGGAUUAUUCCACUCUAAACCAGUACCUAAAUACCCACGUGCCCAUGGCUACACGAGCACUCAGUUGAUUGAAACUUCUUCGAAGUAUAUAUACCCACCAAUUGAACAUGCUCCACUUCUUAAAGUUUUAGGAGUGAAAAGUUUAGUUCAAGAAGCUAAGGUUAGAGAUUCAAACUUCCCAGAAAUUGAAAAAAAUCUUGUACUUUCACUUAAUAGGUUUGAUAAUCCAGACCCAGCCAUCCAAGCUGCCAAAGAAAAUGAAGAGAACGCAUUGCUGGAACUCUCAAGGGCUAAAAAUGCUUUCAAGAAUCAUGAUAAGGUUGUUUUCAAACCAAAGAAUAAGAAAAACUAUCCUGAUAUUAUUGUAGUUACAGCUGUUGACUUUGAGAAAUAUAGUGUUGAAUCUCUUACUAAAAUUGUCCAAAAUAGAGUUGACUAUGCUCAUAAACAAAAUUAUGGGAUUUAUGUCAGAUGGGUCCAAGAAUUCCUUCCACAUUUGAACUCAAUAAGUUAUUUGAGAAAUGAAGAAAAGGCUAAAUGGGUAAGAAUCUAUUGUUUACGUGCGGCCAUGUUUGCCUUCCCAGAAGCAAAAUGGUUUUGGUACUUGGAUGAAAGUUCCUUUAUCAUGGAAAAGUCUAUUAAUGUACACGAUUAUCUUCUCACUCCAGCUGCUCUUAAUCCAAUCAUGAUCCGUGAACAGUCGAUCAUACCGCCUCAUGGAUCAAUUAAGACAUACAAGAACACCAGAGCUGAUAAUAUACGCCUUAUUCUUACCCAAUCUGAACAUAAGGUGGAAACUUAUUCAUUCAUGAUUAAAAAUGAUGCUGUUGGUCGUUCUAUCAUUGAUCAAUGGGGUGAUCCACUUUAUCUUAACUAUAAUAACUUCCCAUUUGGUCCAGACUCAGCACUCACUCAUAUCUUGCAAUGGCAUCCAUAUAUCUUGAGUAAGACAAGUUUGAUUCCAGCACGUACCAUUGCGGCACAACAUACAGAUGUGGAAUUACCACCAACAAACGGUAAAGGUGGAGACCACGUUCAUUAUUAUAAGGGCGAUUUUGUAGUGUUAUGGGCUGAUUGUAAAGGGGAAGCAUGUGAAAAGAAUGUGGCACAUUAUUAUGAUAUCUCUAUUAAGGAGUAA
Molecule: messenger RNA, 1317 nt
Organism: [Candida] anglica
Lineage: Eukaryota; Fungi; Ascomycota; Pichiomycetes; Serinales; Debaryomycetaceae
Source: the annotation of a GenBank genome assembly